Aspergillus tanneri is the source of this 228-nucleotide messenger RNA. RefSeq lists its product as uncharacterized. The record is from RefSeq and is a predicted model, not a curated record. The coding region runs from base 1 to 228 and encodes 75 amino acids. The transcript is spliced from 2 exons. Lineage: Eukaryota; Fungi; Ascomycota; Eurotiomycetes; Eurotiales; Aspergillaceae.
AUGACUUUGACCUUUUACGUCCUUGCCGACAUUUCGACGAAGUUGUUGGCCGCCGCUCCUUCAGAUACAAUGCCUGUCGAAGAGCGCACGGCGAUGGAAGAGGUGCAGACGUUGUCCACUGCUGUUUCGCCGGAUACCAGCCCUGUUGACGAGUAUACUGUGACGGAAGAAGUUCAGAAGGUGCCCGCCGCUGCGGAAAGGGCAGCUGCGGAUAGGUUUGAAGACUGA